Parastagonospora nodorum SN15 is the source of this 625-nucleotide messenger RNA. RefSeq lists its product as hypothetical. The coding region runs from base 1 to 585 and encodes 194 amino acids. NCBI's taxonomy places the organism in Eukaryota, Fungi, Ascomycota, Dothideomycetes, Pleosporales, Phaeosphaeriaceae. The transcript has a single exon. The record is from RefSeq and is a predicted model, not a curated record.
AUGGCCGACCCAGUCACCUACAACUUCUACGGCACAACCGUACCCACGCUCCGUAAUAUCGCCCAAAGCGCAAUCAGCAUCCUCACCACCGCGCAAGAUGAGAUCUCUGCUGCAAAAUCCGCCUUCCCCUCCGAGCAAGAACUUCUCGACACACAGUUCGCCGACAUGUUCCCCUUCCGCAUGCAACCAAUCCUCCUCACGAAAUUCCCCGUCGAGCCGCUCACCCAACUCUCCCUACACGGCAGCGUGGCCCCGCCCGCGCUGAACCCAGGCUUCACCUCCCUGACCGACGUGAUCGAGUUCUUCAAAGCCACCAUCGCGGUGUACGAUGCGAUUGAGGAGAAAGCGUUCAACGAGGCCGCGGACAAGAGCGUCGACGUGGAGUUUAAGAAUGCGGGCAAGACGCUGCACAUGAAGGGUUUUGCGGACUACUACCACGGUUUCUGCGUGCCGAAUGCGUAUUUCCAUUUGAAUGCCAUGUACAUGUUGUUGCGGAGUAGGGGGUUCAAGUUGGGCAAGACGAGCUAUAUUGGGGCGUUUAUGAGUGAGCAGCAGAAGAUGGAUUGGGCGCCGUUGAAGGGGUAGAUUAGGUGCGAAUGAAUGGAUGAGCGAAUAUGAAUAUGAA